AUGCAUGAUAAUGCACCUAAUGCAUUACUCUGCCGGUUCAGUAUAGCCUGGGAAGACCAAUAUUGUUUGCGAGACGGUAUCCAAACAAGUUCUCAAGAUAGAGGAAGAUCUGUGUGGAAUAAUCUUCACUCCAGAUGGGCGGAUCUCAUUGUAGAAGACCUUCACUUUGAAGGUUUAGAGAGUAACUCUGUAGAUCGUGAAUUCUCCAAGCUCGCUACUACUCCCCACAAUAAGGUGCCUAAAAUCACAAGUGUACAACAAAUUCUACCUUAUUCCCUGGGUUGCCAUGAAUCUCAUAUCCAAGACUUGGAAUGUUCUCUGGAGACAGCAUACAAAGAAAUGAUUGCCAGCAGCGAUUCUGGUACUGCACUGCAUGCCAUGAGCAACAACAACACAAAAAUUGAAGGUAUCAUUACCCACCAUUGGGUCCUAGCUGCCGAGAAGUGCAUCAUGAAGAUUGAAUACUUUCACGAUGAAAUCAGGAGUGAGAUUGAGAAGGCAAAGUAUGAGAAGAUGAAAGAAGAUCUGGCUGCAAAGCCGCUCACAUCAUGGUCCAAGUUGCAACAUCAAACAGUUGCUUUGCCACUGUCAGCAGGUCCUUCAAAAUUCCCCUGGUUUUAUGGUGACAGUGACUCAGAGCUUUCAGACUUGCCUGAGAGUACUAUUUGUGCUUCCCCAUCUCCACCAUGGAAACUUCCACCACGAGCAGCACAAAAGACUCACAAAUAA
This is a messenger RNA of Suillus clintonianus, 729 nucleotides long. RefSeq lists its product as uncharacterized. The coding region runs from base 1 to 729 and encodes 242 amino acids. The record is from RefSeq and is a predicted model, not a curated record. The transcript has 5 exons. Lineage: Eukaryota; Fungi; Basidiomycota; Agaricomycetes; Boletales; Suillaceae.